Aethina tumida (small hive beetle) is the source of this 1882-nucleotide messenger RNA. RefSeq names its product protein RCC2 homolog. NCBI's taxonomy places the organism in Eukaryota, Metazoa, Arthropoda, Insecta, Coleoptera, Nitidulidae. The transcript is spliced from 4 exons. Bases 55 to 1629 code for a protein of 524 amino acids. The record is from RefSeq and is a predicted model, not a curated record.
AACAAAAAUGCUCAACCCCCACCGAUAUUAUGCAGUUGGUAGACAGUGGUGCAGAUGCGCUACCGCCGCACAACUACCGUUAGACCGACCGCACCGACAAAGCGAAAAGCGCCGCGGCCACAAACAAUCCGUUCCGUGUGCGUGCCACGACCAUUUUGUUUGUAUAAACCGAACAGCCGAAGCGACAUGUCGACGAAACGUAAGCGGGCACCGGCCAAGAAGGCGGGCGGCAAACGCGGCAAGAGGAAGGAGGACAGCGACCUGGACAGCGAUCUGAGCGAGCGCAGCGACAACGAGAACACCAUCCAGCCGGACGAGGUGCUGAUCGCCGGCCAUGGCGACGCGCUCGACGAACCGACGCCGCUGCCCCAGGAGCUGCUCAACACGCUCAUCAAGCCGGCCGGACAGCUGGUCAUCUUCGGCAGCGUCAACUGGGACACGGUGGGCAAGCGGGAGGUCAAGGCGGGACAGAAGGUCAGGCCCAAUCUCUAUGUGCCUCACAAAUUCACCGAUCACAAGGUUCGUUUGGCGGUGAGCGGCUGCGUGGCCGCCCACAGCGUGAUCGUAAACGAGGAGGGCAGAGCGAUGACGUUCGGCCGCAACCAGUACGGCCAGCUGGGCCAGGACAACACGACCACCAAGGACGUGCCGACGCCGGUGCCCGGUCUGGAGGGCAUGAACGUGAUCGGUGCGGCCACCGGUCGCCACCACACGCUCUUCCUGACUGACACCGGCACCGUGUAUGCGUGCGGUGACAACAGAUCCGGCCAGUGCGGCGUCGGCAACCUGCAGCCGCAGAUCGUGACGCCGACCAGGAUCAACUAUCGGGGUCCACCCAUUGUCAAGGUCGGCUGCGGCGCAGAGUUCUCCGUCAUCCUGGACAUCAAGGGGGGCCUGCACUCGUUCGGUCUGCCGGAGUACGGCCAGUUGGGCCACAAUACCGACGGCAAGUAUUUCAAGACCAGCACGAAGCUGUGCUUCAACUACGAAACGAGCCCGAAGCGUAUCGUGCUCUACAUCGAGAAGAGCAAGGACGGGCACGUGUCGCCGGUGGAUGUGACCGAGAUCGUGGACUUUUGCUGCGGUCAGAAUCACACCGUGGCCAUCGACAGCAAGAAGAGGGCGUUCUCGUGGGGUUUCGGCGGCUUCGGGCGUUUGGGGCAUGCGGAGCCGAAGGACGAGAUGGUGCCUAGGCUCAUCAAGUAUUUUGACAGUCAGUCGCGUGGCGUGCGCAGCGUGAACUGCGGAUCGACAUACAGUCUGGCGCUCACUGAGUACAAUGGGCUGUUCCUGUUUGGGCAGACCAAGAGGAGCGGCGAGGCUAACAUGUACCCGAAGCCGGUGCAGGACUUGGCUGGGUGGAACAUCCAGCACAUCGCCACCGGAUUCACGUCCAUCAUCCUGUCGGCGGAUGAUUCGGUGAUUGCGUGGGGGGCGUCGCCUACGUAUGGCGAGCUGGGAAUUGGAGAGAUGCAGAAGAGUAGCACCACACCCAAGGAAGUGAACAAACUGUCUGGUGUGAAGGUGUUGGGCUUGUCAAUGGGUUUGUCCCACACUUUACUAAUUGCCGCUAACGACACUCCAGAACAACAGACUAAAUUAGACUCCUUUGAGGAGUUUGAACCCUAGACAUUAGGUUUAAGGAUACACUACAUACAUGUAAUGGGACUCUGAUACUGCCCUUUUAUCGCUCUAUCCACGUUUUUAAUUUUUUUUUUGUAUGAUGAUCGUUUUGAUUUUUUACCUAUUGUUUUUGAAUUUAUAUUUCAGUAUUUUUUUACUAUUUAUUACAUGGUAUAUUGUAUACUAAUUGUCACUGUAAUCAAGUAUAUUUUGUAUGUUCAUUUUUUCAUUAAAUAAAAAUUUAUAUUACACAUUUUAA